GAUAAUGUUGCACCGGCCAUUCCUCCCAUUCAGGUAGCCCCUGGAAGAUGUAGAUACUGUUAUCUUGCAAAAUGAACACGAUGAUGGAAUUGCGCGCUCACUUGCACGACACUUGCACGACGGCCGUGCUGCAAGUUAGCCAGGAGCGGCGGUGGGAAAGAACUCUGCUGUCGACAGGAGCUGGACCCUCCAUGUCUAUACCUGAACUAGUAUCCAGUAGUUUUCGUCGAACCUUGUUUGCUCACACCGUCGCUGACUGAGCGAGGCGCCUCGACUACUACUUGUUCGUUAUUAGCGCAGCACUCAAUAAUACUUACAUUCAAUCGAGUCUUUAUAGCAAGCUCAGGAGCAAGGCAUAAGGCUUGUGAGUUGUGUUCUUUUGGCCCGCACCCAUUCCGUUCUGCUGGGCAAGCAGGGCCAGCAGCGAGCCUGCAUUGGAGCUUUAUCACAAAGCGAGCUCUUCAAGACUGCUGUAAGCUCCAAUAUGCCCAGUUGUGGCUCGGUGCUGUCGACGCCGAGCGUGUGGCAACCGGAAAGUUGCGCUGCUGCUGGACGAGGCUCAGCAGAGUCCGCGCUAAACCGCGGCCCUUCAAAGCCUUGAUGCCUCAGACUUUUGCAGAUCUCUUUCACGGAACACCUGGCUCGUUGAGCCUGCGCGCGGCCCAGACAGCCCAGCCAUGUUUCUGCUCCAACGCAGUACCGUCGAGUACAACCUUUUGGCCCUCGACGCCACCUAGCCCGCCCCAGUCGCCCUCGCGGCUGCCAGGGUGCGCCCACGCCGCCCCGUGGCGGCCCAUGGACGACUCAAGCGCCGGCGCACACCCAGCGUCGCCGGACAGCCAAGCGGAGGGCCACGGUGACGACGACACCCCCACGCGGCAGCGCCCCGCCGCCUCCACCUACUCCCAGCCGCAGCAGCCACAGCGCCACCUUGACCUGCUGCAGCCCGCGGAGCCCCCCCUGCUGCUGCUGCUGCCACGGCAGCGGCGGCGGUCGAGCGAUCUUGCCUCUGUCACCACUGCCGCCGCUCCGCGAGCAUUCACGACAGCGGCGGGCGCCGCUGCCGGGGCGGCGGUGCUACCACUGCAGCGGGGCUCGCCGCCGCCGCUACGCCCAGCCUCCGGGGACAGCACCGGCCCUCGGUCCCCCAGAAGAUACGCAGCUGCCGCUGCUGAUAAUCACCCCAGUGCGGCCGCGCUCGCGGCCGCAGCAUUGUCGGGGCACCUUACGGUACCUGGUGCCGCAUGCGAGUCAGAUUUGGCUGCCCUUACUGCGCCCAUCGCUUCCGUCUCCACCACUGCGGCUGGCAUUGCUCGGGGUAGUGGCGGCGCUGCAGCCCCCAGCGGCGGCACUCACCGCGCUUUGGACGCGGCUACUCGGCGCCCCGGCGCGCCGGCAUUGCCACCGCUUCUGUCUUUAUCAGGUGCAGCAGCAGGCGGCCUGCUCGGCCUCAUGGCCGCGGGGGGCGGCCACAAGCGCCUCAGCAGCAGCAUCCCUGAGGCGGCAGCUGCAGCGGCGGCGGCGGAGCCAGCAGCAGGGGGCCUUGGCGACCGCCGUCGCCUGCUGCCGCCGCCCGCCGCCUCCGCUCCAGCGGGCCGCCGCCUAGCACCGCCGCCGGCGAAACGCCAGCGGCUCUCUGACCCUGGCCUUGCUGCGGGCGGCACAGCAGCAGCAGCGCUCGGGCACCUGCAGCAGGUGCGUGUGGCCGCAGCGGCUGUAGGGCGGAGGCGCAGCAGCAGUCCACAGGGCCGCGCCACCACAGGGGACAGGGGCGGCGAGGUUGACUGGGCUGCUGCUGCUGCUGCUGCGGGCCGCGGUGGCAGCGCAAGCAUGGCGCUUGUUAAUGACGCAGCAGCCGCGGAGGAAGCAGCCGCGGAGCGCUGUUACCGGGGCCUUGGCGCCUCUGCGCAGCCGCCACCGCAGCUGCCGCCCUCGCCCAGGCGCCAGCUGCUGACAGCAGCGCCUUCCCCGCCGCCCCUCCGCGGGCAGCAGCCUCAACCUCCAUCUUUACCUGUGCCGGCGGACGAGCUGCAGGCAGCGGCGGAGCUGCUACUAGCUUUCCGGCGCACCGCUGCAGCCGCGACGGCCGCUAUUGCUGAAGACGACAAUCCGCAAGUCCCAUCCACCACAGCCGCCUCGGCAGGUGGCGGCAGCACCGUGUCGCCUACUGCUGCUGCACCUCGCACCGCCGCCUGGAGGGGUGAGGCGGCUCUCUCGCCCGCGGCGCCGCACUCAUUCGCAGCAGGACCAGCAGCACCAGCAGUGCCGCCGGUAGCGGUGCCAGCAGCCGCAUUCCCCUCCGCCGCAGCGCGCGCGACUUCUGCUGGCACACCAUCGCCAAGCACUUGUGCUGAUUCUGCUGGUGCUGGUGUUGGCGCUCGUUCAGCGCGGCAUUCGCCGGCGCACUCGCCCUCGCCGCUCGUUCACCAGCAGCACCACCACCAGCCGCAGGCGCAGCGUGCCCAGCAGCAGCAGCAGGCGGCUAGGCUGCUCAUGCCCCCGCCGCCGCCACCACCGCUGCACAUGGCACGCCGGCACUCUGCUCCCCAGCAGCUUCUGCCACAGCAGCAGGGCCCCUUUCAUGCUGCUGCCGGAGGAGGAGGCGGGCAUCAAGAGCAUAUGCGGCGAGCAUCUGACGGCGCGUCCAUUGCCGCGCCAGCUCCCUCUCCAGCCGCAGGAAGGCACCCGGCAGUCGUCCGCCACAGCGCUUCAACUGCACACCAGCAGGCGCCCAUGGGACCCAUUUCAGAGUAUGUUCCCCUUCGGCGUGCGCCUCUGAUGGCGCCGCCGGCCCCGCCGCCCGCUGCGUCACCACCGCUGCCGGCAGCCGCAGCCGCCGCCGGCGGGACCGGCAGUGGCCGGCACUUGACGGCGGCAGCGGCGGCAGCAGCUGCGGCAGAGGCGGCCGCAAAGGAGCGGCGGGGCGCCUCCACGCCUGACAGGCUUCUGGCUCAAACCGCCGCCGCCGCCGAAACCGCUGUGCAGCGGCAGGCAGCGUCUUACUUGGAUGACAGCAGCGGCGGCGUGUCACAGCAGCGGCGGCGGCCGCCACGCUGGACGUUGCCGCCCGGCUCCCGCCUGCUGCUGGCGCGCACCUCCCCCGCCGCCACCCCACCCAGUAGCAGUAGCCGCCCUCCUGCGCCUGCGUCUGCACCUGCACCUGCACCGGCACCGGCUGCCACUGCUUCUGCUGCUACUGUUGUGGAUGAGGAGCUGAGGGCGCUGUUCCUGGCAGUGGUUGAUGUCGUCACCAGCGGCGGCGCAAGCGGCCGUGGUGCCGCGGCGGCGGCGGGACAUGAGGAGGGGGCAGCGGCGGCGGCGGUGCGGCCUGCGGGCCGCGAGGCUCUGCACGCCGCACUCAUCCUGCUCACCACGCAGCACUACAUGGACCACGGGCUGCCCGGACUGCCACCCGCCACUCCCUCCACCGGGGGCCCGGCACUGCCGCCGCCAAGGCUGCUGCCUGCACCCGAGCCGCCGGCGCCGUCAGCCCCGCGGCGACUGCCUCCGCAGGCACCGUCACCACCGCAGCCGACGGCUGAGCUGGAGCGGCAGCAACAGCCGCAGGCUCAUCGUCCGCCUCAUCAUCAUCAAGUGGCGCCAACCCCACGGCCGCCGCACGGCGCCAUCACGGCGGCGGCUGCAGCUGCUGGACCUGAUGAAAGUGCUGCUACUGCCGGCGGCAGUAGUGCUGCCGCGGCAGGGAGGCGGAACAGCAGCAGCAGGAACCCCUGGGCUGCCAGAGGUGCCCCGCCAGGAGCUGCAGCGGCUGCAGGUUUGGCGGUGGUGAUGGAGGCGGCAGCAGCACCCAGCAGCAGAGGCCUAGGCGGCAGCAGCCAGCAGCAUCCGCCCGGACGACAAACAGCCGCCACUGCGCCGCAAACAGCUCCCACUGCCGCCGGAGCUGCUGGUCAGAAUAGCAGUACCGCCGCAGUUACUACAGUUACCGCAGCGCUUAAUUCGCAGCAGCUGCUGCGCGAGAGGAAGCGGCGUGAGGCCAGCGGUAGCCGCAGCAGUAGUAGUGGUAACUCGGCUGUGUCUGACCAGCAGCAGCAGGCGCCCAAGCGCAGACGUCAGGACCUGUAGCUGCCUCGGCGCAUGGAGUAAACGAGCGGCGAGGUUGAGUGCACGUGGGUGCUCUUUCCUGCAUGCGUAUGCAUGUGUAAUGGCUGCUGGGACGAAUAGAUAGAGUGGCAGCAGGGCAGUCGUGCGCGGACUGACUUGCUUGUGCCGCACUAUCUUCUGUAUGUGAAAAUCAACCUGAUUGUUGCAUGAAUUAUUACUCAACCUGGUUUGUCUGCCUGUUAUAGCUGGAUGGAACAGCUAGCGGCAGCAGAGACACGCACUGCGCAUGCACGGCCCGCGUUGUGCUGCCAGCAGCAACGUCCAGCACAUAAUUCGAGGGAAUAAACACAUGAGUCGAACUAACGCAAACGGUUACACAAGAGGGGGGUACAAGUUGGGACGCAGGGGGACAUGACGCGCAUGUAUGAUGAUGAGCAGCAACGCCGCCGCUGCUGUGCAUAUCUUGCAUAGCAUGAUUGCAACUGGGUAUUGAAGGUGCGCCUGUGAGGUAUCCGAUAUGUGCCUAAAUAGGCCGCCGCUUUGUAUGCCUAUAUACUUCGCUGCUUGCAUUUUUGCAUUGAUCCACGCACGCUCACCGUUUCAACGGUCUUUGUCAGACUCGUACUGCGACGGAGAUGGCAGAGGCCCCCAACAUAGAGGCGUGUGCUUAGUAGGCGCCCGCGUCAAGGUGGCUGGGUUGAUAACGACCCGGGAGGGGAGGGCUCAGCCCUUUUCCUGCCUCCCUAAGGCAGCCACCUCCUUGUUGCAUUGAUGUGGUAAUGGAACAUACACGCUCCCCGACACUGAUCACACACAACGUACGGUAAUGCAUGGGUUUGGUGGGGGCGGUCAGUUGUGUAAGGCGAUUGUUAUGAGAGCAUUGCUUGUGUUGACUGGUGCCAUAUGAAGGGGAUAAAUUGAAGCACACUGCGAAGCCACUCUGCGCGUACCGGAGCCAGGUUAGCUAGGGUGUUAGAAGGGAGGCACGUGUAGCGCUCCGAUUCAGGUGUCGUGGCAUAACGUAUUUUUGCGUGGCUGCAUACUGUGGCCGUGCGCAACAUACAUCUUGGCACUGCAGGGCGGGGGUAGCAUGCACAAACAAGAGGGCACUCACACUGCGCAUAGGCGGCCUAGCUAGGCCCCGCAAGAAGCACCAGCGUGUUCGUACCAUGCAGCAAGCGUUAGCUGCAGCAAGCAAUAGCCCCAUGACAAAUCAAUAGGAAUGCGGCUCAGAUAGGGCAGGAUAGGGAACGCCAAGGAUAGAUGUUCCUGCGAGGUGAUACUGCGGGGAUUUGGCAUUGAGAGUACUUUCUGAUGUGGGGGUCCCCGGCGCGCGUUACGCCCCGUCCCCCAGGUCAUCCCUCGCUCGCUCGUGUGCAUAUCAUCAGCAGUGCUCAGCACUUGAAUGGGCGCACCAAUUGGGCUAUCGGGGCCGUGAGUGGCUGGCUCGACUGUUGUUACUGCCUUGUGCUUCCAGGUGCUUCCUAUCUAUGAAUGCGACAAUACGGUGAACGUCAGGGGCAGUCCAGUGCUCCACAUCAUCUGCCGUAUGUAUGCUGCUCUGGUGCGUAAACGGUGGGCCCGGCCUGUGUGGGUCAUGCUGUGGCACACGGAGGGCAAGGUGUCAAGCAGUUGUAAUGUAGUGUUAUUUCUCGCUCAUAACAAGCAAGGAGUAUGCUACUUGUACGGCACGGCCCUGCGUGGGAAGCAAGGCUGCUGCUGGAGGCCGGCGGAGGCUUGAUGUAAAAUCCUUGGUGAUGUGAGCAGCUGUUGCAGAAAGUCUGUUCAGCGCGAGCCCUCUUACACCUUUAGUUCCGUUGCCGCCUGUCCUAGGCGUCGACGGUAGACCAGACAGGCGACUUUGUUGCUUCAUGUGGGAACACGGUGAGUGCGAGAGGGCCUUGGAUGCAGGGAGGGUAGAAAGCUCAGGAGCUUACCCCAUGCUCAAAAUUACAGGUAGAGCUUUAGGAGAGCAUUACGCACGUACUUUUAGUUUGUCAGGGGUGGGGAACCGCCAAAGCAAAAGGGUCGGUCAUCGUCCCUGGGGGUUGGCCGGGUUUCGGGAGCCCAUCCUGGCGGAUUGCGGGGAGCGCCCCACAAGCAAAACUAGGGGCCACACGCAGCACUGCGAGGACUCAAAUGUGCACGUCAUGCAGUACGAAGCACAAACAAAGUGUGUGGGGGCUAAUUUGCGCAGCCUGGCGUGGACAUAUCGGCACAGAUUCGACACGUGCGGACUGACCUGGCGGGGCUCUCAAGCAAUGGUGCGUGUGAAUGCAUGUUCAACAAGGCUGCCGGUGCACGCUGUCCAUACAUCACAUGGCAGGGAGUUGAAGGGGGGAUGGGCUGGGUCAAGGGAAUAGAAUCCCCCGUGCACGUGACUGUGACUAGAGUCUCAGAACAGGACCGCCAAUGGCAUAGCGUGACAGCGCUUGUCAAGAGCAGUUGAUGAGUUGAUUGGUGCUACUUUGAUAUUGAACGGAGUUUUCAAGCCCUGAGCCACAAGGUUUUGUCUGUGGUGUGGGGGGUUCCCUGGCUGGGAUUUCGGGGCAUGGGGUGUGGCACUUUGUUUCCUAACCC
Messenger RNA from Chlamydomonas reinhardtii, 6645 nucleotides. RefSeq lists its product as uncharacterized. The record is from RefSeq and is a predicted model, not a curated record. Lineage: Eukaryota; Viridiplantae; Chlorophyta; Chlorophyceae; Chlamydomonadales; Chlamydomonadaceae. The transcript has 3 exons. The coding region runs from base 796 to 4086 and encodes 1096 amino acids.